Messenger RNA from Colletotrichum tamarilloi, 594 nucleotides. RefSeq lists its product as uncharacterized. NCBI's taxonomy places the organism in Eukaryota, Fungi, Ascomycota, Sordariomycetes, Glomerellales, Glomerellaceae. Bases 1 to 594 code for a protein of 197 amino acids. The transcript has a single exon. The record is from RefSeq and is a predicted model, not a curated record.
AUGACUGUAGUGGAGCUUGAUAUGACGGAUGAUCCUGAGCUCCCACUGCUACUGGUCGUGCUGGCAGUGGCGGAAGGCGUAGAAGUAGACGUUCCUGUGCUCCCGGAUGUCAAGGAAGAGCCUGUGAAGGAUGAAGAGGAAGAGCCUGUUGUUCCGCUGCUACUUGUGGCGUUCAAACUCGCACUUGGGUUCAUGCUCAAGGUGGUAGAAAGCCCCGUGCUAGUCCUGGAGCUAUCGGUGUUGAAGGUGCUGGUGGAUGAAGUUGUUCCCAAGUUCGAAGAAGAGGUAGUUGAUGAUUGCGUUGAAGUUGUAGAAGUAUUGCUGAAGCUUAUCAAGGAUGUCGAGGUGGAGACGAGUGAAGAUGGAGAAGUAGUGCUAGAAUCUGUAACGAUGAUUGUUGACCCGCUGCUUGAGGAGCUCGAGGUACUGGAUGAUGACGAGGUCAAGAUUGUUGAGGUAUCAGUACCGCUCGUUCCUGUAGUAGUUGUGCUACCUGUGUCGGUGGAUGUUGAGGAAGUUGUCAGGGUCGAUGAUCUGGACGAGCUGGAAGAGUCUGAGGCUCUGGGAUUGAAGCCGUACACGCUGAAAUACUGA